AAUCCACGUCGCCAUUUUAAUUGUGACCUUGGCCUUAGCGAUGUGGGACAGCAAAAAAAUAGUUAAUUUCAAAUUUGACGUCGUGCCCCUUGACCUGCAAGAUGACCCGACCUUCCUGCGCUCUCUGGCCUGGAAGUAUCGAGACGAGGACGGGACGGUGGUGGGCAAAGACACAGACGUCACCACCAUCGGGGAACGAUCGCAAGUCGCCGACUCCCUGGUGCUGAUGUACCUGACAGGAGACUCCACAGUCUUCACCAAGGAGCGCCUUCUGGCGAUGAAGCAGCUGGAGGAUAGACUCCUCCGAGUGGAGGAGUACAAGAAAUUUUGCCGACUGACAGGUGGCAGCGGGACGAGAGAGUGCGCCAAGCCCAUUUCCAUUCUUCGAUUCUUCGACGGAACUUACGGUCCAGGGUUGAACGACACCACGUUCAGCAACAUACCAGCGACACUGUUUGGGGCAUCCCAGGUACCCCUGCUAGCUCAGUUACUACAGCUCCACCUGGGAGUCGACGGAAGUGUCACCCAGACCGAGGCCAAAUCCUCUAUCACACGCACCAUCUUUCAGUUUGGGCUUCCGCUGGACGGCUACAACCUCAAAGAAGACAACAAGACGGAGCAGCUUCUGAAAAUACGUCGGUUUCAAGCGGAUUUCUUUUCGGGUAUUCUGAACGAAGCGCUGGACUCCGGAGUCGGGGACAUGGACUUUCUGUACUUCGGCACCCAGAUUGUCACCUACAAUUUAUUGCAGCAGGUGAUCUGGGACCUGCUGCUGGCUGUUGGUUCUCUCCUCUUCAUUUUCCUCUUCGUCCUUUUCAUGACCAAAUCGCUCUUCCUAACGAGCUUUGGUAUCUUCAGCAUUAUCUCCAGCUUCGUCAUCGCCACGCUCGUCUACAGCUUUAUCUUCCAGUACAAGUACUUCGGGAUCUUCCACGUCCUCUCAAUCUUCAUCAUCCUCGGCAUCGGCGCUGACAACAUCUUCGUCUUCGUGGAUAACUGGCGCGCGACCGCCCACCUGGAGUACACCUCGCUGGAGGCUCGACUGUCAGCCUGCUACAAACGGGCGGCCAUCGCCACCUUCUGCACCUCCCUCACCACCAUGGUGGCCUUCUUCAGCAAUGCGCUGUCUCCUCUGCUCGCCGUGCAGUCCUUCGGCCUCUUCUCUGGCAUCCUGGUCUUCGUCAACUACAUGUCCGUCAUCAUCUUCUUCCCAGCCGUCCUGAUCAUGUACCACUACUACUGGGACACGUGGUCCUGGCCCUGUUUCAGGUGUAAAAAACCGAUCAAGGACGCAGCAUCUGCUGAUGGUGAACGUCGCCAUCCUAUCGUCAGGUUCUUCCGCGGACCUUUUUACAACCUUGUCAGCCACAGAGUGCUGCGCUGGGUACUACUUGCUCUGUGUCUUGGAAUUAUCAUUGUUUUUUCCGUUUUCGCUGCCAAACUGAAACCUGACGAAGAAUCGAUAAAGUAUUACAAAAAUGAACAUCACUUUGGCAAGGCUGCUUUGCUGAUACGCGAUGGCUUCAAGCCCAGCACAGAGGACAAGGUGAUCAAAGUUUACAUGGUGUGGGGUCUCAGGGAGCAGGACCUGUCCACCUGCGCCAAGACUGACAUCAACUGUAAAGGGGUCACAGUGUGGGACAAGGGCUUCGACCUCAACCCCAAACGCGCUCAGUCCGCCUUGCUGGAUUUCUGCGAGAAACUGAAGAAUCUGUCGGCCACUCAGAACGAAAAGCUUCACCUGCGUCGGAACCCGGUCACCGGCAGCAUCGAAGUUCAGUGCUUUCUAGAGCACAUAAAUACCUUCAUGAAGAGCGAAAGAAAUAAGACGCAGUACCCGGCUAACACACCCGAGUUGACUCUGCCAACGUCAGAAAGUAAAGUGGAGCAUCUGAUCCUCAACAACUCGGCUGUGUACAACGUGACGUCAGUCAACCCUCUCCUGUACCGCCAGUUCGAGACGAUGAUGGGAUACUGGCUGCACGACACCUACCGUCGCGGUCCGACCAACUACGACUACAGCAUCUACUCCCCCUUGCUGGGUGAGGGGAAGGAUGAAUUCGACACCCGACCUACCGCCAUAGAUCCAACCACGGACUGGGGUACCCGUCUAGUGUACGCCGCCAUCGUCGUCAACACCACCCUGAAGGUGGGCACCCUCGGCUACAGCACCGGCAUCCCCAUUGUCGAGGCCUGGGAUGACUUCUUCAAGAACCAGGUAUCUGUGAUGCCAAGCUCGUUAGCUGGAGGGUUUCAGUGCACACCGGAAUCCGGCAACCCGUGGCACGGUUUCUAUGUACAAAAGAAACUCACAGACACGGCAGUGCAAGGAAUUGCUCUUGGGCUUUCUCUGGCGUUUGUUGUCAUCACCCUGGCAACCACCAAUGUAAUCACUGGUUUCCUAGCAACCUUGGACAUCGGAUUUGUUACCCUAAUGGUCGUGGGUCUUAUUCCUAUGGCUGGUUGGAAACUAGGGGUACUGGAAUCCCUGAACCUCUCCCUCGUGGUCGGCCUGUCUGUGGACUACGUCGUGCACCUGGCGGAAGGAUACCACUCAUCCACUGCGACGAACCGCCUGGACCGGACACGUGACAUGCUGGAUCACGUGGGCAUCUCCAUCUUGUCGGGGGCCAUCACGACGCUGGGCGCCGCCGUCUUCAUGUGCGGCGCUGUCAUUCUUUUCUUCAUGCAGUUCGGAAUUUUCAUGUUCGCCACCAUCGGCUUCUCGCUCUUCUUCGCUCUGCUCGGCUUCAGCGUCAUCAUGGCGCUGGUGGGUCCGCAGAAACAGACGGGCUCCCUCGUCCCCGUCUUCUGGUGGGUGCGCUACAAACUGCGGGGCCGGAAGUCUCACCACGUGACAUGCAAACAAUGCGAGGGUAAAGGUUUCCACGGGGGGCUGGGGGAAGACUCCUCACAGACUAGCGGGGCAGUAGCCGCAGGUUCCAACGUUCCCAAGCAACUGUGAUGAUCCUGUCCACGUUACUAUUUAUGACUUCAAUGAUAAAUGUUACUCAUUAUCAUUUUGUGACUCUAUCGAGGCUUUGUCGAUGAAAGGAAAGACUUUUUUUUUUAAAGAUCCGUCCUUUGUUGAGAGAAAUGCGACCAGC
Messenger RNA from Pomacea canaliculata, 3107 nucleotides. RefSeq names its product protein dispatched homolog 3-like. NCBI's taxonomy places the organism in Eukaryota, Metazoa, Mollusca, Gastropoda, Architaenioglossa, Ampullariidae. The coding region runs from base 41 to 2965 and encodes 974 amino acids. The record is from RefSeq and is a predicted model, not a curated record. The transcript is spliced from 11 exons. Gene Ontology annotation, cellular component: membrane.